Messenger RNA from Striga asiatica, 663 nucleotides. NCBI's taxonomy places the organism in Eukaryota, Viridiplantae, Streptophyta, Magnoliopsida, Lamiales, Orobanchaceae. The record is from the annotation of a GenBank genome assembly.
AUGGUGUGGUUUCAGUGCGACGACUGUGGAGACAACCUCAAGAAACCCAAGCUCGCUAAUCAUUUCAGACAAUGCUCUGCUUUCAAGCUAACUCGUCUCUGCUUAUGCAUGACUGUGAUUUUUCAGAGUGCAUCGAUUGUGGCCAGGUAUUUGGGCAGCAAGACGUUGAAUGCCACACUCAGUGCAUUACUGAAGCGAUUUUUGCUGCUUUCUUGUGAUGAAAAAUAUGGUCCGAAGGGUCAGACAAAGGCUUCGAAUGGAACAAAUACUAAGACCAUGAAUGAUGCAAAGCCGAAACCAGAGGUCGACAUAAAUGUCGGAUUGUCUGAACGGCCUCCGUGGUUCUGUAGUGUAACAGGGGAAGAAGAGGAACUGAAGUCCAAGGAUGUUGCCAAGACGACUAUAAAGUGGAAAAAGCUGAUUACUUCUGCUUUGAAAUCCAAUGAAGAUGGUGCAAUGAAAUUCAAGAAGCUUAAGAAAUUUGUCAUGAAGUCUUUGAAAGAAUCUGGCCACACUGAAGACAAGAAGCAAGUAUUCGAAUUUCUUGAGGAGAAGGUUCCUUCUAACUCCAUCUUUCUACACUGUUAUAAUGUUGAGCAGAUAAAUUCAAGCUCGAGAUUUGUUGUCGAUGGCAAAUAUGUUCGGUUAGUUGCAACAAACUAA